AUGGAUGGUAGACAGCCGGAAUACCCGCAGUCAGGUUUGAGCUCUCCGUACGCGCCCUACACCGGCCACCAGUCUGAAGGGUCAUCUGCAGAUCAACCAUCGGCUGUGCAAUACCAGCAGAGCCAAGACUACAAGCCCUCCAACUUCUCGUCUUCGGCGACCCCCGACUCGAGCUACGGACUGCCUCAGUCGGCGCGCUCAGGAAGCUUCCCCGAGUACAUCCAGCGCUCUUACGCGGACGGCCAGCAGCAGAGUCGCUACCCUGCAGGCGCGCAGAGCGGUAUGGCGCAAACAUCAAGUCCGUCUCCUUCCAUGGCCGAUGGGCCACCACGCAAUGACCACGCCAGCAACGCAAAAUCUGACCCAGAUGUACCCAUAGAUCCCUCGAUCGCUCAAUCGAGCCCCCAGUACCCGCCGCAAAACUACUCGCCUUACCCGCCCCAACAACAUGAGAUGCACCAAUACCAGGGCCAACCGAUGACCUCGUACGGUCGCCCGGAAUGGGCAGGCCAGUAUCAGCAGCCCUUGGGCUACCACUCUCCCGCAACGACCGGGGGAGCUGCACCCAACAUGGCCGCGCAUGCGAUUCCUAGACCACCUGCGGUGGGUACCUUCGCUGGUGCGCCUCCUGUAGUGUAUCCUAACGUGACACAGGGCGGGCAUCCGCUUUCCACAGUCUACUCGUUCGUGCCCAUCCCGGGCGCGCAACAGCACAAGCGUCCGCGGAGGCGGUACGAAGAGAUUGAGCGCAUGUACAAGUGCGGGUGGAAUGGAUGCGAGAAGGCGUACGGAACGCUGAAUCACCUGAACGCGCACGUGACGAUGCAGUCGCACGGAACCAAGAGAACUCCGGAAGGUAUGUCGCAAUUAUUUCUUCCUCCCCCUCAUGCAGCAGUAUCUCGAGGCAGCAAAACGCAGCGGUGGAUUGAUUUGGCGUUGUCUGCGUGAUCGCGUGUUUCAUGGUUUCACACCCGAUGGUUUGGUAAACGCUCAAUCGCGCGCGGGCGCUAAGCGCAAGGCUUAUCCAUGCUGGAAGCCUUAGUGCGAACUAGCCUGACCAUUCACUUGGAAUCGCCCUGCAUGUGCUGACUAGUUCUUGCGAUGUAUAGAGUUCAAAGAAAUUCGCAAAGAGUGGAAGGCGAAGAAGAAGGAGGAGGAGAACCAGCGCAAGGCGGAAGAAGAGCGACAACGCCAAGAAGCUGCGCGAUCCGGUCAGGACACGUCUCAGGCGCAAGGACAACCCGGGCAAUAUCAGCAGCACAUGAUGCCACCUCAGAUGGGCGGCCCUCAACUUCCUCCGAUCGGCUACCAACCCGCCGCCGGGCAAGCACCUGGCCAGUACGCGCAGCCGCAGCAAGUGGACGGGGCGCAACAGUACGGCGGCAACAGUCAGAUGUACGGCGGUCAAGGGUACCCACAGAGUCCAUACGGUCAAGGUGGCAUCGCAUACCAGCAGCGUGUGUAA
Messenger RNA from Lecanosticta acicola, 1465 nucleotides. The record is from the annotation of a GenBank genome assembly. NCBI's taxonomy places the organism in Eukaryota, Fungi, Ascomycota, Dothideomycetes, Mycosphaerellales, Mycosphaerellaceae.